Messenger RNA from Cercospora beticola, 2147 nucleotides. It is a transcript of the gene SLU7, whose product is annotated as mRNA splicing protein SLU7. Gene Ontology annotation, cellular component: spliceosomal complex. Gene Ontology annotation, biological process: mRNA splicing, via spliceosome. Lineage: Eukaryota; Fungi; Ascomycota; Dothideomycetes; Mycosphaerellales; Mycosphaerellaceae. Gene Ontology annotation, molecular function: pre-mRNA 3'-splice site binding. The record is from RefSeq and is a predicted model, not a curated record.
CGCCACCAACCGAUAUCACCGCCACUAUGCCGCCCAAUCCAGCGACGGGCGCGAACAAGGACACCCCCAAAAGCAACGACCGUAACGAGUACAUCCCAUCCUUCAUCGCAAAGAAGCCGUUCUAUAUCGAUGAUUCUACCGUCUCGUCCGAUGCCGAUUACCUCGAGCAUCAGCGUCUGCAAAAUGAUUCGCAGAAGGAGAAAGACUCUCUCGCUGCUGCGCAAUGGUACAAUCGAGGAGCUGUCAAAGGCCCGGCAGCGACCAAAUACCGCAAAGGUGCCUGCCAAAACUGCGGAUCCAUGUCGCAUAAGGAAAAAGACUGUCUGCAACGGAAGCGGAAGAAGGGCGCGCGCUGGACCGGCAAAGACAUUCAAGCCGAUGAGGUAGUGGGCAAGGUGGAACUCGGGUGGGACGCAAAAAGAGAUCGCUGGAACGGGUUCGAUGCAAGCGAGUACAAGGAAGUCAUCGAGGACUACGAGGCUGUCGAGAAGAUGAGGAAGCAGGCUGCGAAGAAUGACGGAGAAGGGGAGGACGAGGGUGCAGAAGAGGGAGACAAGUACGAAGCCGAGACAGAUAUGGGCCGUAAACAGGCUACAUCAACACGAAAUCUGCGAUUACGAGAGGACACCGCGAAGUAUCUUGUCAACCUCGACCUGGAAAGCGCAAAGUACGACCCAAAGACGCGGAGCAUGAUCGAUUCUGGUGGCGGCGAUCCGAACAGUCUGGAUGCCGACGAUGGCUUCGCGGGCAAGCAGAGCGGCGAUGCGGCAGAGUUUGAGCGAGCACAGACAUAUGCCUGGGAGACGCAAGAGCGCGGCGAUAAGGACCGGAUACAUAUGCAAGCCAAUCCGACAGAAGCGCUACUUACGCGGAAGCGGAAGGCCGAAGAAGAAACGCAGAAGGCGGAAGCGAAGAGGAAGAUGCUGGCAGACAAGUACGGAGUACAAGACACAUCUUCGAAGAAAACUGCCGCGAAACUUGCUGCCGCGGGCGUAACGAGCAACGAACGAUACGUCGAGUACGAUGAAAGAGGGAGGAUCAAAGGCGAACCAGAGAAGAAGGAGAAGAGUAUGUAUGCGGAAGACGUCUACAUCAACAACCACACGUCGGUCUUUGGCAGCUGGUGGAAAGAUGGGCAGUGGGGCUAUCAAUGCUGUCAUAGCAUCGUCAAGAACAGCUUUUGUACUGGCGAGGCCGGCAAACACGCCUUUGAAGAAUCGGAGCAGUUCUCACGAGGACUUGCCCUUCCUUCUGCUGAGGAGUCGAAAAAUGCCGAACGAGUCGACCCAGAUACUGCGGCGCAGGAAGAGGAGCGCCAGGAGAAGCAUGUUCCGAAUGGCGUUGAUCGCCCGGAGAAGCAGAAUCAGGAUGAGAGUCGGAGGAGAAUGGAAGAAUUGAAGAGUGGUGUGACCGAAGAGGAGAUGGAGAAGUACAGGAGAGAAAAGACGAACGCGAAUGAUCCGAUGGCGAAAAUGCUCGGGAAGGACGAGUUGCUAGGUCUAUUGAUAUUGAGCACUCCGAACACAUUUGUUUUUUCCCCGUCGUCGAGGCGCCUGAUUGUCAGCUGCAGUUUUGGAGAACCGUGCGCAUCUCCAUACAAGUUCGAUCGACUUUGACUUGUGAAUACCAGCUCGCCACUGCUCGUAGAGCCCGACCUCGCUCAUCGUCUGUUCUGCGCGUGCCCAUGGCAUGGCUGCGAGAUUAGCGCCAUCAUGCAUCGCUUCGACCAAUCCGCUGGACGAUCUGGUUCACAAGCUCCUGGCAAUACUUGAGAAGGCGUCUGCUCAAGUCGUGCAGUCGUCUGUGCGGGGCUUUGCUUGACUCGUGUCGCUGUGCUCUCACCUUGUGUGUCGCGCAUACCGUGCGUCUGCAUCUCCCGCACCGGAAGACGACAUCCGCAUUCCAUCUCAUCUUGCGGUAUACUAUUUGCUUCGUUAUGCAACAAGUUUAUGGCAUUCAGAAUAGCGCUCCACGCCUUUGUCGACUUGCACGACAACUGCCGAACGGGCGAGAUUAGGUGAGGCCAUUACCGCAGCUGCCAGCUCGCGGAGAAUACCGACGUGAUACAGUACCACUUCCACAGGAGCACGAUAGUGAGCUGCACUAGGCUCCGUGCAUCAAGCUGAAAUUUUAUUAGCACUCGUUUC